Messenger RNA from Penaeus indicus, 8992 nucleotides. RefSeq lists its product as uncharacterized. The transcript is spliced from 20 exons. The record is from RefSeq and is a predicted model, not a curated record. Lineage: Eukaryota; Metazoa; Arthropoda; Malacostraca; Decapoda; Penaeidae. Bases 57 to 4520 code for a protein of 1487 amino acids.
AGCCGGGGAGGGAGGGCGUGUGAGGGCGCCCUGCGGAGGAGGGACUGUGUGUGUGUAUGUCCACUGCGUCAGGAGUGGGCGUGUUGGGCGUGGGCAUCGCCGAGGGCGCGGGCGAGGACGGCAGCAGCAUCCCCUUCAUUGACGAGAGCGGGUCGUCGUGUGCGUCGUCCAUGAUGGGCGAGGAGGACGACACCGCCUCCCUCAGCAGACUCCUAGAUGACGCCGCCUCGAGGGAGUUCAGCAUCAACGGCCUCCACGACGACCUCGCGUCCCUCUCUUGCGGCUACGCGUCCCUCGAUGCCCACAGCGGCAGUCACAGCGAAGGCCGCAGUGGCGCCCACAGCCGCAGCGACAUGGGCAGCAGUGGCGAAUCACAGGAGAAGUCCCGGACAGGGUCAGGCCGCUGGUCAUGGCAGCGGUCAUCUCCGGGCUCAAGGAGGACCUCCAAAUCGAGCAUUAAGUCCUCGGACAACCUGGAAGAGGACGUGCUGGACGCGGACGACGAGGACGAGAAGCCGCCGCCGGCCCUCCCGCCGUCCCUGCCGCCGUGCGACACCUGCGAAGACCGAUCCUCUACCUCAUCCUCAUGCUUCACAGGGACGUCCUCCUCGGUGCUCUCGUGCACCACAUGCGCCGCCGAGUCCGACAACCGACCCGAAACCGACCCGAAGAGUGGCGAUCACCCGACGGAUGACGUGGGACACCCGGUCCCCGCGCCCUCCGAGCACGACCAGGAGCAGGAGCAGGAGCAGGCCCCGCGCAUAACCUGCAAGACGCCAGAUCCGCCCGACUCCAAGAUGAUCAUCCUGAGCAACGGAAACACAACCCCGCACCGCUUGAGCAGCACGCCCGAGGAGGUGUGGAGCCCCGGAGGAGAGCCACCCGUGCCCCUGGUCACCUCCACCCCGGCGCCGCAGGGGAACAACAGCAACGCUUCCACAGUGGAACCCAAAUACGUGGCUCCACAUCACUACGUCUCCUCCAUGCGGGUGGCGUCCAUGAGAGGGGCGGCUGAUAUGGGCGGCGCCCUCGUGGCUCGCGUCGCUACCUUCCUGAGGACGCAGUACAAGAAUCUGAUCUCCAGCCCCCUGCAGCUGCCUUGGUGUCCUGGAUUUAAGAUGGUAGUGAGCGAGUUUGAGACCAGUUUAAUACAAGUACCCUUGGCUGCUCACCUGAAGGUCCCGCCAGGGUUACUCACAGUUCCUUCCAUUCUACAGCCACUUCAGCUGUCAUUCACUGAAUCAUCAAUGGGGGACCGCCCAAAGCGAGUUUUAGUGGAGGGAGAUCCAGGAUAUGGCAAAUCUACAUUAGCCCUGAAGUUAGCCUAUGACUGGGCUACAGAUCCAACAGGCUCACAUCUGUCAUUUUAUAGUUUGGUGUUUGUCCUGACACUGCGAGAUUUCAGAGGAGGCUCUGUGUUCUCUCACCUCUGUAAGGAGGUCUUGCCAAGACAUAUUCUGAGCAAGGAGGCAAUGAAUACUCUAUGGAAUCAUAUGAAAAAGAUUGAAGAUAAGGUGCUAUUCCUCUUGGUUGGAUACGAUGAACUGAUUGAGGAGGAGAGUGGAGACAUGAAUGAGCUCAUUGAUGGUCAGAUGUUCCCCAAUGCGACAGUGGUUUUGACAUCAAGACCUGGGUCCUCCAAGCCCCUCCCGCCAUCCAUGCACAGGCGACUGCUCAUUGCUGGUCUUGCCCCAGACCAGACACAUAGGUUCAUCUCCCGGUACUUUGACACCAUAAAUAAACCUGGCAGUGGGAAUGAGGUGCUGUCUCUGAUAUCAGCAAGCAAAGAGAAAUAUGGAGACUUGAUAACAUGUCCCAUAAUGUGCCUGGCUCUGGGUGUCCUGUAUGAAGACCUGGGAGGGAAAUUACCAUCCCGCCUCACAGAUAUGUACAUGUCUCUCAUCAAGCACAUGAUCAGGAAGAACUUGAUCAAGCGAGGGGAACCCAUGUGCUAUGAUGUGCUGCCUGAUAGAUAUAAUAAGUUGUUAUCAGACUUUGGGAAGCUGGCCUUAGAAGCACUCAAGCAGAACACCCCAUAUUUCACAGCACAGGACCUAAAAACCAAGUGUCAACACGGAGGAGAAAUUGUUGAGCUUGGCAUAUUGUUAAGAAUGCAGUCAAUGUCCAAGUUGAGCAAGAAGGACUUUUACACUCCUGCACACAAGUCAUUCCUUGAAUUUCUGGCUGCCUUCUACCUGUCUGGCCUUAUUCAUGAUACGUCUUUGCUGCAAACUGAAAUUGACAGUAUUGCAGAAAAGAUGGAUAUAACUCAUCCCAUUUUAAGACAAAACUCCGGCUUGAUGAUCCUGCGAUACCUAGUGGGACUCCUUGGAAGAAACGCCCACAUCGUCUUCAACAUUGUGUCUCAGAUGGGAGUUCCUCAGAGGAUCCUUUUCCUCCUGUUGAAAGAAAGCGGCAUGUACCAGAUGAAUGUGUUAGAGGUAUGUAAACACGUAUCAGGCCGGGAACACGUCGUAAUUCAGACUAAUUCUGCGGAACUAGAAGACUGGGGUCGUUUGCUAUACUCCCCUGACUGUAUGCUGGAAGGAGUGGAUGUGCUGUUGGACUUUGACGGGAGUUCAAGAGACAGACAUGAGUCGUUUUUCACAUCCAUGUCAUUUAAUGAGAGUGUCAAGAGUGUCAAACUUACCUGUGUCGUUGGUGGGGACUUUGGCGAAUCUGAAGUAACAAGACUUGUGUCAUAUGUGAGAGCCGUGCUCACCAAGCGUCGACUAGAGUCUUUUGAGAUUCAGGUGACAUCGCUGGAAGAAGCAACUGCCGAGAUCCUGAGUCCUGUUGUGGACAUGAUUUGCGACACACUCCCCGACUUGGCUCAGGCCCUUAAUAAGCUUGUUGUUGCAUUAGAACUGGAUGCUGAACAAGUUGUACAGUUGUGUCAAGUCCUGCAGAAUGCACCACAUGUACAAGUGCUUCAUCUUCCUCACCUGGCUUGUGGUUUGGACGGCUUGAAGGCAGUUGCACAGAUUGUUGAAAACAGUCCCCUGGUGUCACUCAAUCUUGCAGGGUCUCUCAGCUCUGGCACUCCAGUAGAUGAGCGUUCCACAGGUACAGGAGCCAGCACACCCUCACCAACUAGGGAAGACGCCCCAGCGCCACUCUCUUUCUGGAGUUUCACUGAUGCGCAGGGGAAUACCAGGUCUGUGUUCAACUCUCUCCCACGAUCUUUCUACCAGUCACUUCCUGGUCGGGGGAGAUUGCACUCUCUCUCAGCAGAAAAGAGAAAUUCAGACACAACGCUCCUUCAGAAAACAUCUUUCCCACCACCAGCAUGCAACCCCAUUGUUCAUGCUAAUGGUUUUCAUGAAAUAUUUGCAGCAUUCCGCAACCCAGCCUCAAGAGUGUGCCACCUGAACAUUAGCAAAUGCACAAUGGGGGCAGAAGACUUGGUGUGUCUUGGGGAAACUGUACGCUUCACCAAGUGCCUUUCAUCACUUAGGAUGGAGGGGCUGUCAAGAAUGGCAGAGAUUAUCCCAGUCCUUAUAGCUUUACAGGAGAACACAACUUUGCAACUUCUUGACCUGACAUCCCCUCAUAUCCUCUUGGGAGAUGCUGCCCUGCAAGUCACUCUUAAUGCUUUAGCUAAGAAUAAGUCCUUAAGGUUUCUCGUCUUGAAUGGCUGGACCAUCCAAGUUGAGAGUGAACGGUCACUGAAGGAGUUGAUCCGUUUUCUUAAUGCAACAGAACUACAGCAUCUUGACCUCAGCAAUUGUCGAGUAAUUGUCACUGUACAUGAUGGGGCUCUUGCGCGUCUCUCCAGGCAGGAUGAUGUCAUAGCAGCUCUUCAGGAGUCUGUUCCUCCUUUACAUAACAACACUUUGGCAUUCCUGAACUUGGAUCACUUUGAGGUGACUCUAAAUAGUAAAGUUGUCCUUCGAGGGCCACAGCUACUCUUUAUGCUCCGACAUUUCCCCAAGCUUGUUGAUGUCUCACUGGCAUCUAACUUAGGAGCAGACAUUAUUAACGAUUCCACAACUCACAGGCUUUUCUCCCUCUUGCCGGGAUCCUUCCCCUUCCUGCGAAGAUUGACUCUUGGUGGCUGGGUGUUCUCGCUUGAUAACUGUGAAAAGGUAAUGCGGGCUGGAGGGAAGCAGCUCAGAGGCAGCCAGCUUCGCGAAGUUAUCCUCACUGGCGUUGAAGUGCGGGAGUCCAGUGGGACGCCAGGAAUGGAACACACACUUUUACAGGCUCUCACAACCAACCUGCAUCACCUGUCAAUCUUGUCUCUUGCUGGCUUGAAACUUUCGGCAAAUCAGGCAGCUAUAUUUGGGAAGACAAUACGAGAUAAACUAGCCACCACAACCCUGGAACUGGAAACUCGAGGGUUAGGAUACACCACAGUCAAAGCUCUCCGGCAGGCAGUAACUGAGGGUGGAAGAUAUGAGUUUGACUUCUUGGGUGGCCCCCUAGGAAUCUAUAAAUUGAGUAAAAUUGAUAGAAGAGAAAAGUUAAUUGGGAAAUGGGCCUGCAUAUCCACAUUAGAUAGACUGAGUGAGUUAUAAAAAGAAUGCAAUACACAUGUGAUAUUCUACUGUCUGUAAACCUUACUGUCUAUACACUCAUGUUUAAGGAUAAAAGAUUUUUUUAUGAACCUGUUAGGUAUGUGAAUCUCCUAUCUUUUUAUUUUAGUGAUACCUUUUUGUGGAGGAAACUUCUGAUAUUAUAAGAGUAAAGGAGAGGAUUGACACUGAAAAAUAUUAAAUUAUUAAUAAGAUAUGGACUGAUGUUUAUAAGAGUGCUGAAGGAAAUUGCCAAUGGUUUGCAUGAUAACCCAUAUACUGCUGUAUGCCUCUUCAGUGACAGAGCAUAGGACUGCUAUGUGCUUCAUGAGAACAGGUUUCAAAUUGACACUUAUGAAUAUCCUGUUAUUUUACAACCAUAUCUUUUCUUAAUCUGGUAUUUUUUAAUGUUGGUAACUGUCUGUUUGAAGUAUUCCCCAUCUUCAUCAUUUGUAGUUGGUCUUUCCCUUACUGGGAUCAUGAAAAGACUUUUUUCCUGCAACAUAGCUACAUUGCGGAAUGCGUGCAAAACAAGCACACUGUAGUAUAUGGGUUAAACUAAUCUUCAUUGAUGUUGUAGAUGAUAAAGUUUUAAUGAUAUUAUGAAAAUUGUUAAGCAUUAUGAACUCCAUUUCUCAUAAAACGCUUAUUGAUGUUCUAUGACUAUUAGUGGCUUAUUCAGCUGUGAUCAGAGAAACUUUUUCUGUGAGAUGAAGGAGACUGAAUUAAUACCUCUCCUAAAGCAAUAUACAGUAUACUCUGUGUAUAUGUGUGUGGGUGCUUGUGUGUGUAUUGCUGUAUAUGUACAUAAAAGCAUACAUACAUUUUCAUAAGAUAUGUACACACACACACACACACACACACACACACACACACACACACACACACACACACACACACACACACACACACACACACACACACACACUCACACACUCACACUAACACACGUCUGUUUGUGUAUAUGUACAUUUACACACAAUCAUAGUUUCACAUGAACACUGAGGUUUAACCUCAGGCAAUCACUUCAGGUGAACACCACUUCUGCCACCCCACCGAUGCUGCCCCACAUAGCGAGGGUUGGCUGGCUGUCCCAUAACCUACCUGCGGGGGUCCCAUGGGCUUUGCCCCAUAAGCCUCACAGGUUGAUGGCCACUGGGACACAGAUGGGAUGACAGGUAACCCCUACUCCCAGACUGAAUCCCAGCAGUCACCAACUGAGUGGGACCCACAGCCUGCCUUACUUGCUGGGUAAGAGGGACAAUUGCCCUCCCCUCAGCACCAACAACUAUACAUUUUGUUGCUAGUUGGGUAAUCUUAUUUUGGGGAGGUGGACUGGCAAGGCCUGCCUCCCCAUAGCCAUCCAUUAACCCCAGGGGGCACAGUUGCAGGAGUUUGUAUGAAAGUAUGAAGCCAGAGCAUGUCCACACACUGGUGGGCUAGCCUUUAGGGCCUCCUGCUGCUCCAAGAGCCUCCACAGUUCAGCCUAGGACUGCAAGGUAGUUAGUUUCCAUGGGUGACCAUGAGGAGGCACUGCAGAAGUCUUGAUGAUGGAGAGGCUAUGAGCUGGCAGGGGAGUCUUAAGCACAGCUGCUCCCUUUUCGUACCAGGCUAGCCAGCGGUGGCAGCAUGAAGGCAUACAAAGCACUUAACACAAACUAGGCUACCACACUAUCACUUCACAUCACCCUGAGCAUGAAGCACCCACACACAGUUAAUGCUGGAGACUAAUUCCUGGUGAUGAUUUUAGGGCAUAAGAUUAUAUUGAAGUUUCAUGGCAUUUUAAUUCUUUUUGUUUUUGGAAAUGAAAUUCUUCCAUAUAGAUCAUUUAGUAACAUUGGUGCUUUCUGUCCCUUCUGUGCUUCCUGAAAAUUGCCUGUAGAAAAAUUACAAUUGUUAGUAGGCAUAUAAUGUUUUCCAGAAUAUAAGGAUAAGGAACAGAUUACAUAUAAACACACUGAACCAUGUACUGACUAUGAAUAAUGAUUAACAAUUGUGUUGUUGGUAUUCCGGAUGAAGAAGCAUUUCCAAGCAUAUGUUGUACUCCACACUCAUUAUAGCUCAUCACUUGUACUAAAAGCAUUAUUGCAGGUGUAGUGUAUAUAUAAAAUGAUAUUUUAUUGGAAAAAAAGGUCUUUCCAGCCUUUGCAGAAUAUAAACUUGGGUCUACAUUAUGAUGGGCUAACAUAGAGGUAACUGUCUGUGUAGUUAGUUUGUAUUUCAUUUAUAGAAUUUGAAAGUAUUGGUACAAUAUUCUGAUUGUAAUAUUUUAUUGUUUUUGAACUGUAAUUUAUUCAGUUCAGGCAAUGAAAUAUUGUAGUGUUGUUUUUGUGAAUAUCAGUCAUUUUAUAAGGUGAAAAUACUGAUUAUAAAAAUAAUUCAGUAUUAUUAAUGUUCACAAUGAAGUAUCUAUUUUUUUUUAGUUAAUUUACAGACAAUUUUAGAAAAGUAAAGGAUUGGUACAUUCAUUUAUGUAGAUGAUUGUGAAGACAGUUAAUUUUUUGUAUUAUUGUUUAUUUGUAGCUUCCAUUUAUUUCUUUGUUUUUGGUAUAAACCUACUGAAGAGAAAUUUAGUAUACCAUGUUUUUUCUUUCUGCAAAAAUAUAUACUUUUAUUCUAUGCAUUUUAUCAUAUUGAUAAGCUUUUACUUUCUUUUAUUUUUUGUAUUAUAUAUAUUUAUAAAGCCUGUAGACACUGUGUUGAAAAUUUCAACAGAGAACUUAGCAACCUGUGGAUUACUGUACUGUAUUUUGUAUAGAUUUAUGGUAGUAUUGAAUGAGCCUUCAAGGUGAAAUCUUUGAUGUACAUAGACACCACAAGUGAAACCUGACUAUAUGCUCUUAUAUUCUCAACUUGAAGGUGGUAAAUGUGUAAUAUAACUUACCUUUUAAAACAUGAUGAUAGAUCUCAGCUCAUUUUUGAUGGCAGCCACAAGUGCUUGUAAGGAAUCAUGUUCCAGUAAGAUUUACUUUAAUUUUAUCAUUUUUGUCAUCAGUGUCAUAGAUUUUUUUUAAGUGUUUUGUAUUACUACUUUUUUGAGAAAUGACAGGUUUUGUUCAAGCUGAGGCAUUGGUCAUUUUCACUAUAUGAAAUGUAAGGCUUCUGCUUAGGGAAGAAAGACAGAAGAAAAAUUUAUGUAAGUUCCAUACAUAUUCCUUGAAAAGAAAAUGCCCAAAAUACAUGUUGAGACCAUUUAAAAGCAGAGGUGCCUAAAAUGGCACAAUGUAAUGCUGUAUUUCAGGGGUAAAUAUUUGUGGAAACACUGUUAAGAAUAUGAUGAUUAGGUAAAUUGAGGUUAUUCCAUGUGCUUGUUCAAUAUUUGGAAGUCAGUACCCAACCUACUUGUUAAAUGUUUGAAAAUCUUCACAUUAAUAGUUCAUUAAUCACCUUCGCAUACCAGUGAUUGAAAAGAACUUGAAUAGAGAUUCCUAAUAUUCCUAAUGAUAAGGGUGCCAUAAAAGCAGAUUUGGAUGAAUGGUACUUGGAAGCAAUAAUUAAUAUAAUUAGUUGAUUUGAUUACAAAUUAUAGUUGGCAACCUGUGAGAACUUUAUGGUAUUUUUAUAGUUCAGGAAAGACAUAUAUAUAUAUAAAAUGUUUAUUGAGUGUUCUGAAUGAUUCUUUGUUAUUUCAUAUUGUGGUUUGCAAGAUGUUCAAUUUUCAUAUCAGAGGUGUUGAUUUCAUUUGAUAGGAAAAAAGGAUGCAUUAAGUUAGCAUGUACUUUUGUGCAAAAAGUAAUCUAUGCAUUUUUAUAAACUCUGGAACAUGUAGCAGUUAUGUACAUAUAUUAAGUUAAGAUCAUUGUAAUGUAAAGGACAGCACAGUCCAUUUAUUUAGCAAUACACAGUUUCUGAAAAUGAUUCACUAGUCAUUUGCAUUGCAUUCAUAUCUACUGUAUUUCAGAAUACAUGUGUACCCCCAAAUACAUAAUGAUAAAUACCUUUUCCAACUGACUGGGUUGUAAUAAUAAAAAUGUCCUGGGGUGUAGCAUGAGAUAUUGCUUCACUUUUGUACAUAUCAGUUGCAGAUCUGAUGGAAUCCAUGACCUAGUUCUAAAAUCAUUUUCCCAUUAUCACAAUUUUAGACACACACACACACACACACACACUCACACACACACACACACACACACACACACACACACACACACACACACACACACACACACACACACACACACACACACACACACUCUCACUUUCCCUCUUGUAAUUGGAAAGAAGCUUUGUGUAUAUUUAUCCAUAAGUUUGUGUAUUUGUACAUAUUUAGGAACCUGCAUACAUUUUGGAGAAUAAAUUGGUCUUUUAAUACAAAUGUAGAUAUAUAUAUAUUAUCUGUCACAUAUAUGGGAAUCUUGUUUUAGAGGUGGUUCAUUCAAGGUUCAAAGUAUAUACAGUAUAUUAAUGAUUAUUUACCCUACAGUAUUUCCUUGGUUGUGCUGCGCCCCAUCCCGUGAUAUAAAUAAAUAUUGAGGACA